AUGGCGCUAAAUUGUUUUUUGGUUAUUUUCUUUGUCAAUUUCGGUUGUGUUGUGUCUGAGAUAAGUUUAAGAUUCAUUUUUAUAAUAGAAAAACAUGAAUUGGAUCUUCCCGCACAGAUCGGUGUUGCUAUGAAAGUGACAGAGGAAGCGAAACCGGAUGUUCAGCUUAGUGACGAUAUUAUACAACUGGAUAGAGAAAAUGAAGAAGAAAGUUAUAGGAAAUUAUGUUCCUCUCUUGGUAAAGGAGCUACCAUCAUUAUUGACGUAUCCUGGUCACCAUGGGAGAUGGUUGACCAGCUCGGAAUACCAAUUCUCCGUACUUCAUUGUAUUCACAACAGCUGGUGACAGCAAUUGAUAAUUAUUUGGAAUCUAGGAACGCGACUGACGCCGCCAUAUUAGUGGAAAGUGAAAGCGAUCUAGACAGAACUCUUUAUGAGCUACUAGGCAGGUCUAAUAUACGUGUUUGGGUUGAUACUGGUCUUACCACAGAAUCCUCUACAAUACUGAGGAAUAUGAGACCUGAGCCGAGUUUCUUUGUUAUAAUUGGUGAAGGAGGCUUCGUUAAAAAUACUUAUAAACGAGCAGUUAAAGAAAAACUCGUACUCCGUGACAACCGCUGGAAUCUUGUCAUAACAGACUACACGGGACAUAACUUCGAUAUAUCCCAGCUGGUACUCCCAACUGUUAUCUUACAUCUGGACGCAGCAGAGUGCUGUAAACUACAAGGUCUGGACACCUGCAUCUGUCCUGAAGAUUUCCCGAGAAAGCAAUACAUUCUCAACAACCUACUACAAUUCUUAAUAGAUAUAUUCAGGAAAGUCCCGAAUACGUCUACUAUAAUACGUUGUGAUGAGUCUAGUAAAAAUCAGAAGACAGAUGGAUUCCAAGAGUUACUGGCUACGGAGACAUAUGGAAAUGAUAGUCUGUUCUUUUGGAAUGCUGAUAGAUCCAGUCUACUCUUAAGAUCUCAGUUCAUUUUAUCUUCUGCUAAAACCGGAGUAUCAGAGACAGUCGCGAGCUGGUCUGCUAAUGAGAAGUACAAGUUGUUACCUGAUGCUGUACUGGAACCUAUCAGGACAUUCUACAGGAUAGGAACAGCGCCUGCUAUACCAUGGACUAUGAAGAAACUGGACUCGGCUGGAGAGGUUAUGUUGGAUGAAGAAGGUCAGCCUCUAUAUGAAGGAUAUUGUAUUGACCUAAUAGAAAAAUUAUCACAGACAAUGGAUUUUGAUUACGAGAUUGUAACUCCUAAGUCCGGUGACUUCGGUCAGAAACAACGUAAUGGUUCUUGGGACGGACUCAUAGGUGAUUUGAUGACAGGGAAAACAGAUAUAGUCGUCGCAGCUCUCACUAUGACGGCAGAAAGAGAAGAAGUCAUAGAUUUUGUCGCACCAUAUUUCGAGCAAACAGGGAUCUUAAUAACGAUUCGAAAGCCAAUACGUAAAACAUCACUGUUCAAAUUCAUGACAGUAUUACGUACAGAAGUAUGGCUCAGUAUUGUAGCGGCCUUAAUACUUACUGGUGUCAUGAUCUGGUUAUUAGAGAAAUAUUCUCCUUAUUCAGCUAGGAAUAAUCCUGAAGCUUAUCCAUAUCCGUGUAGGGAGUUUACAUUAAAAGAGAGUUUCUGGUUCGCGUUGACAUCGUUCACUCCGCAAGGUGGGGGCGAAGCGCCCAAAGCACUAUCAGGUCGUACCUUAGUGGCCGCCUAUUGGUUGUUUGUGGUUCUAAUGUUGGCUACCUUCACCGCCAACCUCGCCGCAUUCCUCACUGUCGAAAGGAUGCAGACGCCGGUGUCGUCUUUAGAACAAUUGGCGCGUCAGUCACGCAUUAACUACACAGUCGUGGAGUCUUCCAAUGUACAUCAGUAUUUUAUCAAUAUGAAGUUUGCUGAAGACACACUAUACAGAGUUUGGAAGGAGAUAACUUUAAAUGCAAGUUCGGAUCAAGCUCAAUACAGGGUAUGGGAUUAUCCUAUUCGGGAACAGUAUGGGCAUAUUCUUCUAGCUAUUAACGCUUCUGGCCCUGUAGUUGAUGCGAAGACCGGCUUUCAAAAGGUUAACGAGCAUACAGAAGCAGAUUUUGCUUUUAUACAUGAUUCAGCAGAAAUAAAAUAUGAGGUGACUAGGAACUGCAACUUGACUGCAGUGGGCGAAGUAUUUGCUGAACAGCCCUAUGCUCUGGCGGUGCAGCAAGGCUCCCGGCUCCAGGAAGACCUGUCAAGAGCACUGCUGCAGCUCCAGAAAGAGAGGUUUCUGGAACAACUAGCUGCUAAAUAUUGGAAUGAGACAGCUCGACAGAUGUGUCCAGAUGCGGAUGAGUCUGAAGGAAUUACAUUAGAAAGCUUGGGCGGUGUCUUCAUAGCCACACUAUUCGGUCUCGGCUUAGCAAUGAUAACUUUAGCGUGGGAAGUGUUCUACUAUAAACGUAAAGAGAAAAACAAAUUACGUCAAAUCGAGGGCAUAGACAAGACAGAAGCUUUCGCGCCGAAGAAAAUUAAAAAGAAAUCUAAUAAUGUUGCCAGGUUACGAAAAGUUACUAAUAUCAGUAGGAAUGUUACUAUAGGUGAUAAAUUUAAACCUGUAACUGAAAAGAGCGUUUCUUUUAUUAAUGUUUUGCCUAAGAAUGAUUUUAUGCCGUAGAUUAUUCGCUUAUAAUGACAUUGUCGUAGUAACCGAUGGUGUAUAAAUGCAUCCUUCAA
Papilio xuthus (Asian swallowtail) is the source of this 2699-nucleotide messenger RNA. It is a transcript of the gene Ir8a, whose product is annotated as Ionotropic receptor 8a. Lineage: Eukaryota; Metazoa; Arthropoda; Insecta; Lepidoptera; Papilionidae. The transcript has 18 exons. Gene Ontology annotation, molecular function: signaling receptor activity; ligand-gated monoatomic ion channel activity. Gene Ontology annotation, cellular component: membrane. Gene Ontology annotation, biological process: monoatomic ion transport. The record is from RefSeq and is a predicted model, not a curated record. The coding region runs from base 1 to 2640 and encodes 879 amino acids.